AUGCCACAAUCCUGGAACUACGUAUUUUCUGGCCUUUCUCAGUACUACACAUCUUCUGAGAUCAAAUGUCAUCUGAAGGAAGAAUAUGCCAUACGACAGAACCAGCAAUCGACAGUGAGAGCAUACAAUGCCAAGCAGCAGUCCGGCAAGCGAUCGAAGAAGGAAUACAAACCAGGUGACCCCUUCUGCAAGAAUUGCGAACGGCCCAGUCACUACAUCAAGGACUGUUGGUCGAAAGGGGGUGGAGCUGAGGGGAAGGGACCACGUAGUAAGAAGAAGGAGAAGAAGGAUUCGGAGAAACAGGAUGCGAAGGGGAAGGAGCGAGUGAAUGAGGUGAAAGAAGACUCCGACCAUCUCUCGUGCAUGGCGGCACCCGGCUCAUCCUCCUGA
This is a messenger RNA of Sparassis crispa, 390 nucleotides long. RefSeq lists its product as hypothetical. NCBI's taxonomy places the organism in Eukaryota, Fungi, Basidiomycota, Agaricomycetes, Polyporales, Sparassidaceae. The transcript has a single exon. Bases 1 to 390 code for a protein of 129 amino acids. The record is from RefSeq and is a predicted model, not a curated record.